GAACUGGAAGGCUGGCUGGCUAGCUAAUCAGUCGGUGUCAUUCAAAUACACCAGCUAGUUCAAUAAGGUCGGAUCCUUGUCAGAUUGGCGAUGGCGUAUAUUUUAGUAAGGCGUUUCAGCAGGGUUUUCCAAUUAAAUGUCCAAAGACAAGAUAUUAUGUUUUCGGGAGUGAGACAUAAGUCUACAGUGCAUUAUGCUACACGUCCAGACCAGCCGAAACUGGCUUAUAGAAAAGUGAAGGGGAAGAGCCCAGGGGUAGUGUUCUUGCCGGGGUUUGCCUCAAACAUGGGUGGGAAGAAAGCAGAAGCCCUUGAGGAGUUCUGCCAGUCACUAGGCCACUCUUACCUACGGUUUGACUAUACAGGCUGUGGGUCUUCUGAAGGUGAAAUAGUAGAUGGCACUGUUGGCACUUGGAAGAGGGAUGUACUAUAUGUAUUGGACGAGCUUGUGGAGGGGCCACAAAUUCUGGUUGGCUCCAGUAUGGGCGGCUGGCUGAUGUGCCUGGCAGCUAUAGCUCGUCCAGAAAGAACUGCGGCCAUGGUUGGCAUCUCUACAGCAGCUGACCACUUUGUAACGGUCUACAAUACACUUCCUAUUGAGGUGAGGAAGGAGAUUGAAGAGAAGGGGCAGUGGGUGGUUCCUACCAAACACAAUGAGGAGGGCUCCAUCACGUUCACCACAGAGUUCCUGAAGGAGGCAGAGCAGCACUGCGUUCUGCAGAGCCCCAUUCCAGUGACUUGCCCGGUGAGGCUCAUCCAUGGGAUGAAGGACCAGGAUGUGCCUUGGCACGUCUCCAUGCAGCUAGCUGAGCGUGUGCUUAGCAACGACGUUGACGUCAUCUUGCGCAAGCAUGGCCAGCACCGCAUGGCAGAAAAGGAGGACAUCAAGCUCAUAGUCUAUACCAUCGAUGACCUCAUAGACAAGCUGACCACGUUGGUUUGAGUGGCCAAAUCAGGACAAUGCUGUGGGUGACUCCUACCACCCCGACCCCAACUUUUCCGCACUCAGGCCGCUCGGUUCCCAAUGCGUUACAGUAUCGAAGGUGCUAUUGUACCAAAUACACACUGUGAAGAAAAUUAACUUGUGUUUUCUCCCGGCUCUCUCCAUGCCUUUUUAUUAGGAUUUGUAUUUACCAUUGCCAUGACACUUUGUUCCCACGACUACCAAACUUCUUGGGCCUGCUGUGAACAGUUUUGAUUUAUUCCCACAAUGUGGUCUGAUAUUCCGUUAAACCUUUAAUGAGUAGGGAUCACUCCUAUUACAGUAGCCCAUCAGGUACAGAUGCAUUAUGUCCAUUUGUGAGACAUUUAUUUUAUCCACUGUCAAUUUUAUUCAAAUAAGUGUGAUGUGCCUUUGUUAUAUUUAUGCAUGUGCCCUUAAAAACCAAUAGGAGGCAGCAAAUAUCAGCACAGUAUUUUAGGCACUUCACUAUGUAUUUCUAUUAUUAUGAAACCCCAUUAGCUGCUGCAGCUACUCAUCCUGGUGUCCAGCUGGAACAAUCAGUUGAAAAAGGACUUUACUCAACUGUAAUGUUUGAUUCUAAUGCUGAUGUCCAUGCGUUGCCCAUUUCUUAUGCUGUCUGUAUUUGCUGUUUGGUUCCACUGCUGACACAACAUAUCUAUGUUUGUAUUGCUUUGUCCAUGCCAUUUAAUUUUGCACACAAGGUCAGAACAGAAUAUUGACUGCAUGACAACUCAUGUAGAACUGAGCAUUGUGGUAUAUUAAAAUGUAUUUUAACAUUUUAGUGUAGAAUAUAUUAUGGUGUGAUUUUAGUGCAGUCCAAAAUGAUAACUUUUUUAAGUGUAAUUUCAACUCACUCUGGGUAACUUUUCAAUGUUAGCCCAGUUCAUGUUGGUUUUGUUGCAAGUAUUGCCCAUUCCAAAAUGACAGAUUUCAAAUAAUGAUUGAACAGGAGCAUGAGAUGGCCUGGUAUGUUUGACUGGCCUAAGAAGCACAGGUAAUUAAGUGAAAAGCAUUGCCGUGUAGGCAGCUCAUGUUUUAGUAUAGUCAACUUUCUGAUUUAAUUGGAUAAAAUGCCAUGUGUGGCUACUAUGUCAUACAGUGAUGGUAAGCUGUCAUUAGUGUAAUGUGAUCCCAGAUACACUGCCUAGUACAUUGUCAGCUAAAAGUGGUUAGGACUUGAUGUCGUUGGUUUCCAACAUGCACUACAUGACCGAAAGUAUGUGGACACCUGGUUGUCGAACAUCUCAUUCAAAAAUCAUGGACAUUAAUUCAUGCUGAAACAGGAAGGGUCUUUCCCCAAACUGCCAGUGGUGAAGUGUGAUUCAUCACUCCAGAGAACACGUUUCCACUGCUCCAGAGUCCAAUGGCGGUGAGCUUUACACCACUCUAGCCGACGCUUGGCAUUGCACAUGGUGAUUUUAGGCUUGUAUGCGGCUGCUCGGCCAUAGAAACCCAUUUCACGAAGCUCCCGACUAAAAGGUUCUUCUGCUGAUGUUGCUUCCAGAGGCAGUUUGGAACUCGUUAAUGAGUAUUGCAACUGAGGACAGAUAAUUUUUAUGCGCUUCAGCACUCGGCGGUCCUAUUCUGUAAACUUGUGUGGCCUAUCAAUUUGCAGCUGAGCCAUUGUUACUCCUAGACAUUUCCACUUCACAAUAACAUCACCUGCAGUUGACCGGGGCAGCUCUACCAGGGAAGAAAUUUGACAAAGUGACUUAUAAAGGUGGCUUCCUAUGACGGUGCCACGUUGAAAGUCACUGAGCUCUUCAGUAAGGCCAUUCUACUGCCAACGUUUGUUUAUGGAGAUUGCAUGGCUGUGUGCACAAUUUUUAUGCAUCUGUCUGCAACGUUUGUGGCUGAAAUAGCCGAAUCCACAAAUUUGAAGUGGUGUCCUCAUACACUAUAUAUACAAAAGUAUCACAAUCUCUAUCCGAAAUGUUUAAUCUUGUGAACUAAGUUUGUUUUCGACAUGUUUUAUAUCACAGUUAAAUGUUUCUAGGUGAUAGUACUGUGUUGCAGAAUUGAUGGGUUAGCUCACUGUACAGUGAUGCUAACAAUGCAUCUGAAGCUGACCCGAUAAGCAAAGUACCAGAACUUAUGGAUGAACAUUUUAGGAUGGGCCUAACACAUUCGUUUGCACAUUUUCACUUGUUUAUUUCUCUCAUACUGUACAUCAGAUAGGCCUCUUUUUUUUCUUUUUUAAAUGAGCCAUUUCCAAACAUGUAUAGUGUCUUGUUUCUGAUAUAUAUUAUACAUACACACUGCUUUCCUUAAAUUGGUCAACAUUGAGCUUUUAUUAAGAAUGAGAUAUGCUUGUCCUUUACAGUAAAUAAACCUAAAUAUUUGUUAA
Messenger RNA from Salvelinus fontinalis (brook trout), 3310 nucleotides. RefSeq names its product palmitoyl-protein thioesterase ABHD10, mitochondrial-like. The record is from RefSeq and is a predicted model, not a curated record. Gene Ontology annotation, cellular component: mitochondrion. Gene Ontology annotation, molecular function: palmitoyl-(protein) hydrolase activity; hydrolase activity, hydrolyzing O-glycosyl compounds. Bases 91 to 942 code for a protein of 283 amino acids. Lineage: Eukaryota; Metazoa; Chordata; Actinopteri; Salmoniformes; Salmonidae. Gene Ontology annotation, biological process: protein depalmitoylation. The transcript has 5 exons.